Molecule: messenger RNA, 169 nt
Organism: Penicillium egyptiacum
Lineage: Eukaryota; Fungi; Ascomycota; Eurotiomycetes; Eurotiales; Aspergillaceae
Source: the annotation of a GenBank genome assembly
CUGCCUGCAACAGAUUUUCGAGGGCCAUUCGGACUCGGUUCACUCAGUGGCUUUCUCGCCCGACGGCCAGGUGCUAGCGUCUGGCUCCUCGGAUCACACAGUGCGGCUCUGGGACACGGCGACGGGCUGCCUGCAACAGAUUUUCGAGGGCCAUUCGGACUCGGUUCAC